AUGACGGAGUGGACCCUGCUCAAGAGACUCCUGGACGCUGUCCACCAGCACUCCACCAUGAUCGGUCGCCUGUGGCUCACCGUCAUGGUCAUCUUUCGGCUGCUCAUCGUUGCGGUGGCCACUGAGGACGUGUACACCGACGAGCAGGAGAUGUUUGUGUGCAACACGCUGCAGCCGGGAUGCUCCACCGUCUGCUACGACGCGUUCGCGCCAAUCUCGCAACCUCGCUUCUGGGUCUUCCACAUCAUCAGCGUCUCCACGCCAUCCCUCUGCUUCAUCAUCUACACGUGGCACAACCUGUCCAAGCUGCCCCACAAUUGCACCCAAAGGCAAAGGCUUGGACUAGGGGGCAUCUCAAAGUCGGGGGGCCUGGAUCUCGGGCCACGCAGUGGACGCGAGGUUUUUGAUCGGAGCUGCGACUCGGACAGCUGCUCCAUCCGCUCCCAUAAGCACUUGGGUCACAGUUUGGCGGAUGUGCUCGAGGGCGUUACUGCUCACAACCUCUUGAGGGGAGAACCCGACAAAACAAUGCCCUUGAGCCACGCUCAAGGUUACACCGUCGUAGAGGGAACUGCAGAGGUCUCCGGAGGGGUUCUGUCUAAAUGUUACAUCUUCCAUGUGUGUUUGCGGGCUGUUCUGGAGGUGAGUUUUGUGGUGGCCCAGUGGAAGCUGUUUGGCUUCCAGGUACCUGUCCAUUUCCUUUGUACGUCUGUCCCGUGCAGCCAGCCGGUGGACUGCUACGUCUCCAGGCCCACUGAGAAGACCAUAUUCUUGCUCUUCAUGUUUUGUGUGGGGAUUUUCUGUAUCAUGCUCAACCUGCUGGAACUUAACCACCUGGGCUGGAAGAAGAUCAGACAGGCUGUGAGGCUGAAGGAGAGGGCGUCCUGGGGAGGCUGUCCAGGUAUGAGGGGGGGGUAUGAAACCUUCCCCCCAGACAGCCCCUGUCUCACAACCUCUUUAGGCUACAAGGGCGCGACCAGCACCACUUCGCUGCCCACUUUGGACCUGGUGGUGGGUCACCAGCCUGACUGGACCUGCGCUGUGAACUGUGGCAGGAUGAGGGAGCGUGAGGAGGCCCGAGAGACAAGACCAGGUCAAACAAAGUCACAGGACUCCCAUAAAGGAGAGAGGCAGCCUCUAAAGAGUAAGAUGGCGAUCAGAGAGUCCAAACAGAGGAGUGCGGAGGUCUGGAUAUAG
This is a messenger RNA of Pungitius pungitius (ninespine stickleback), 1197 nucleotides long. It is a transcript of the gene gjd6, whose product is annotated as gap junction protein delta 6. Gene Ontology annotation, cellular component: connexin complex. Gene Ontology annotation, molecular function: gap junction channel activity. The coding region runs from base 1 to 1197 and encodes 398 amino acids. NCBI's taxonomy places the organism in Eukaryota, Metazoa, Chordata, Actinopteri, Perciformes, Gasterosteidae. The transcript has a single exon. The record is from RefSeq and is a predicted model, not a curated record. Gene Ontology annotation, biological process: cell-cell signaling.